ACUAUAAAAAUCACUAUUUCCACGACAAAAUUUAAUUAUCGCACUCGUUCUGGUACUCCAACGCUUUUCUUAACGGUCAGAGAAAGAAGGAUCAUGGCAAACCCUGCCGCCGGCUACCACUACGGCAACGCGCCGCCACCUCAAUCCUAUGGAGGUUACACCAUGCAGCAGCCAUCUGCUCCCUACGGCGCACCCCCAUACGGCAUGCUGGCGCCCUCGACUUUUGCCCCAGGCACUGAUCCAACCGUGAUUGCGUGCUUUCAGUUGGCUGAUCAGGAUGGAAGCGGGAUGAUCGAUGAUAUCGAGCUUCAACGUGCGCUUUCGUCGUAUAAUCAGAGCUUUCAGCUGAGGACUGUUCAUAUGCUAAUGUAUACCUUCACCGGUAUUAACACGAGAAAAAUCGGGCCGAAGGAAUUUACAGGACUCUUUUACUGCCUUCAGAGCUGGAGGGGAAUUUUUGACAGAUUCGAUCGGGACAGGAGUGGUAAGAUUGAUGCACCGGAAUUGAGAGAGGCUCUCCUGAGUAUUGGAUAUGCGGUAAGCCCUAUGGUAUUGGAAAUCCUGCUCACCAAGUAUGAUAAGACUGGUGGAAGCAUGAGAGCUAUUGAGUACGACAAUUUCAUCGAAUGCUGCCUCACUGUUAAGGGACUGACUGAGAGGUUCAAGGAAAGGGACCGCGCAUUAACUGGCUCGGCCACUUUCACUUAUGAAGCCUUUAUGCUAACUGUGCUGCCUUUCCUCGUUGCAUAAUGCAAUGCAAUUGAGAUUUGGGAAAAAUGCAAAUAUCCCUCUUGUCAUUUGUAAAUGAGCAAAUUAACUCCACAUAAAAAAAUAGCAAUUUACUUUCCUGUGUUUUCUAAUAUACAACAAAACUUUUCUAUAUUUUUUGAAAUGAAGUAAAUUGCUUCUUUUUAAGAAAUAUAAGGGGUAAGUAAGUUGCUAUUUUUUUUUUUCAUAGGGGAUAAUUUGCUCAUUUGUAAUAUCAUAGGAGGGUAAAUUGCUAUUCACCCAUUGAGAUUUACUUAUCUUCUGUUGUUAUGUAAUUUGUUCUCCUUUUCUUUUUUUUGGUUUGUCUGGUUACGAAAGUGGAAAAGUAGGGAUGACACCCCAUAAAUCCGUCAUGUAAGAUUGUGCAUGCGUCAUGUGUGCCGGUUAGGUACCUAUAGCUGACCUAUUAUCCCCAAGAACUAUGGCCUAUCAUAUGGAAAUCGAUAUACAAGUCAAGACGUACAUUUAACACCAUUAAAAGUCUUGACAAGAAUUCGAAUCCAUAUGGUAGGUGUGGCCACAUUCGUUUUCCUUUUUGCUAGUUUAUUAGUAUAGCUUUUAUUUCUCAUACUAUUUAGCAGACCUUGCUAAUAAUUGGUUUUAUAUAUGUAGCAUUGUUGUAGUUUAAAGUAUAAUAUUUUUUUAGCAUAGUGGAUGGUGUGCAUUUUGA
This is a messenger RNA of Sesamum indicum (sesame), 1438 nucleotides long. Its product is annotated as calcium-binding protein CBP. Gene Ontology annotation, molecular function: calcium ion binding. NCBI's taxonomy places the organism in Eukaryota, Viridiplantae, Streptophyta, Magnoliopsida, Lamiales, Pedaliaceae. The record is from RefSeq and is a predicted model, not a curated record.